UUCAAGGUGAUCUUGAAUGAUCUCGCACCUUGUUGCACUGUUUUUGCACGGACCUGGGAAAGUGUUCUCUGUUUUUAGAUUUCAUGUUUGUCUUUCUCACCUCUUUGAGUCUGGCUUUAAAAAUAAGUCAUGUGGCUUUCUAUACAAUGAAAAAGCAUUGUGAAUGUGAAAGUGAAAGUGGAAGUAAAUCACGUAAAUGCUCACGUAGAUUAAGCCUUUUCCUGAGACGUACCUGCGAAAGUGGUAAUUGGAACCAGUCGGGGUCUACAUGGCGGAGAAAGGACAAGGCGACAGCGAGGAGGCCCAGCCUAAGGGAUCAGAGGGGACCACCCCCACUCUUGAGAAAACGGAGAAUGGGAACGCACAGCCAGACAGCCCAGUGAAAAAGGAGAAGAAACUGGGGAUGAUGAAAUCCUUCAGGGAAAGCAUAAGGAGGGUGGGAGAGAAAAGCCCCCUGUCUCCAAACAUCAGCGGGUCAAAGGACAAACUUGGCCCAGACUUUAGAAUGGAUGGGAAUAAUCCUGAAAUAGGGGCACAUGCACCUGUUUCCCCAAGUCUGAGCAUUGGAUCUCCAGUCUCACCAGCAUGGGCCACAGGUGGGCUCUUCAAAAAGGAGGGGGAGAGUGCCGACGACUCACCGGUGGGCCAUAAAACUGCAAGUCACUCCAGAACGCAAUCAGAUUCCUCAGCAAUAAUGGGAGACAGUCUUCUGAAGAUGGGGGCGUCCCUUAGGCACAGUUUUCGCUUUGGGAACAAGAAGGAUAAGGCUUCCAAACAGGGCCAGCUGCAGCCUGUCACUGAGGCCCUGAGUGAGAAGAAACUGGAGGGCCUGAAGGUGGAGGUGGAGGAGGCAUACCAACUUCCAGAGAUCCCCCACACACCACUCUCAGUAAUGCAGAUAAACAAACUGAUCGAGAUGGAGGUGCUGGAGGAGGCUCAUCUGAACCUGCUCUCCCUGCGGGAGGAGCUGAGGAGAGACCAAGAGGGGUGCGGUGAGGAUCAGACCCCCAUGGAACAGGCUAAAAAGGAGAAAGACCUGAGCCUCCUGUAUACUGCCCUGAGGGAAAAGGUGAAGGACAUUGUGAGGGACUCCAACAAGCUGCCAUCCCGAAACAAGGAGCUGCUGGUGCACGUGGCCCGAAUCAUCCAGGAAGAGGAGAAGAGGGAGGAGGACCCUGGCGGCAUGAUUAAGGGCUGGAGGGACAUCUGGAGGGCUGCGGUGCAGGAGGGGGUGCAGGCUAAAAUUGGGAGUGUGCACCUGGACAGCAGGGAGCUAAACAGUUCAUGGCUUGCUGUUCACUUGGGCUUGCUAGGCAAAGCCAUUGUAGAAGACCUGGAGAAUGUGAUAAAUGAACUGAAGGACUCCUAUCCUCCCAGUUUCAAUGUUUUCCCCACCUAUGUGAGCUGCUACCACCAUGCCAUAGGCCAGCACAUAAAAAGAAUCAUGCAGCACAAUUUGGACUCAAAAGACUGCUAUGCUGUAUUGGACUGGAUCAUCAAUCGCUAUGAGAGUGAGAAGAUCAUGGGCAGUCCCACCCUGCAGCCAGAUAUGAGAACAGAGGACAAGGCUCUCUCUUUUGAGGAUGGCUUCCUGGACCAGAUCAAAACAACCUACUGUGACCAUUUACAGGAUGACUUGAGAACUUCUCUGGUGAACGCAAUUAGUAUGCAAUCUGAUGAAAUGUGGAAAGAGAGAAAAAUGCCUGACUUAGAAGGAGACUUCUAUCAUUCUGAAAUGCACAUGGAUAUCAUGACGGUAAUCAAGAGCUUUAUAGUAAAUUCUGGUAGAAUUGGCACAGACCUGGAGAAGAAAGUUGUGAGUGUCUGUUCUAUGGAGCUAAAAGAAUUUCCACAAAGCUUUGAGAGGGAGUACAAUCAAUGGAGUGACACCCUGACAGAUCUAUCACUAAAAGCCACAUAUCAGAUCACUUACAUCAACAGCUUCACAAUCCUGAGGGAGCAGAUGGAGGCGUACAGAGAGAGCUGUCCGCUGCAGGUUGAGGGCUUGGGGAAAGAGAUGAAGGCUGUGGUAAACAGACUCGGUCAGUCCUUGCUGGAGCAGUUUAAAACUGAGAUCAGACCCUUCCUCAGAAGAAUGAUGACCAGGAAGUGGCUUUCCACAGACGAGGACUUUCAGCAGAUUGUGAAAAGCACAACGAACCUGUCCCAACUCUGUAGACGGAUGAAACGGCCAUACGUGCAGGAAUUUGUGAACAAGGUGCACUACCACAUGGUGAAGGAGUACGUCUCUCAGCUGAUGAAGGGCAACUACUCCUGCAAAAACAGGAAGCAUGAGAGAGCAGCUGCCAAAAUGAAGGCGCAGUGGGAAGAGCUGCAGGAUCUCUUUGAGGAACUGAAAUCUACCUCUGACUGGCUCCACCCAGUUGGAGAGCACCUGUGCAACAUCAUUGGACAGAAAAAUAAUAAAGAGAUAAAGAACAACCUAGCCGACCUGGUGAAAGACUAUCCUGACAUCAGCAAGAAGCACCUCUCAGCCGUCCUGUACUUCCGGGGGAUGGCGAGGGGCCGGGAGAGGCAGGUGAUCCUGCAUCGGCUGGCCGAGCUAAAGCGCACUGCGGGACACGCCGGCGACAAGAGCCAAGCUCUCUUCAGUGACAUCCAGGUCGCCGUCAACACUGACUGCCUGGCCAGCGUGCCCCUGUUCUGCCUGCCCCUGUUCUCCUCAGACAAUUAAUUGAGCAUCAUAUGUAUGUGCAUUUGCCAUCCUGUCUUCAGCAAGCCUUUUACACUCCCAAUUAUGAUUCAAGUUCUAAUCCAGCAUGUGGAAGUGUGCUGAUAUGCUGUUUGGCCUUUCAAAUUCUUGUGAGCCAGAGUGAAAAAAAGACUUAACAUGGUGUGCUUAGACAAGUCACAUAGAAGCUUAUGGAAUAUAUCUGAACAUACUCAAUGCUUGUAUUAAAUGAUGAAUAUGAUGAAAAAUUACCUUUCUUGUUAGAGGUUACUAUCAUUUUUAAUGUUACUACUUUUUAAUACUUCUUUUGUGAAGGUUUUUUUUUCAUUUUUCAUCUGGACUGCAAAGGCUAGCAUAAAGAAUGUUUCCUAAUACUGUGACAAUAUUAGGAAACUGUUUGAUAUCUUAUACUGUGUUCAGUAUAAGCUAUCCAACAGUUCUUCAGUAAAUAUCAUGAAUAUUGAAUAUUUAUUGUGGGGAAAGUACCCAUGCAUUACAUCAAUCUGGCUUUCAUUCUGCACAUUAUUAUUAUAAUUAUGGGCAUUAUGUUAUUACUGUGAAUUUUGUGUUGAUGAAUUCAAUAUUUGUAAGGCUUAAUGUGUAAAUAAUUCAAGUUAUCUGCUAUUUUCCUUUUCAGUAAACAUUCUGUCGACAUGGCCAGCUAGUUUUUGAAAUUUAUCAAAUUUUGAGUUUACUGUAGAUAAAAUUCAAAUAAAAUUAUGUUUUAUUAUUUACUGCAUUUUCAUGGCUCAAAUGUGGUAAAUGUGACUUCAAUGUGAUUUAAACAUGUUUUCUUGUACUGCUACUAUUUGUUCCUCAUUGUUCCGUGAACUUUCCCCAGGAUGUCCUUUAAACUAGAAGCAAGGCUAUCCAAGUAGUUGUGUAUAUGUUCAAUAUUUAUUUGUCUCAGUAUGCAAGAAAAAUCUAUUGUAAAUGUAAAACAUGUAAGCCUAUAGAUUAGAGUUUAUUGUAUCUUCUGGCUCAUAGCCUUUCAUAUCAUCAGCAUUUUCAAAUGUCAUUUGAUCUGAUGUGUUUUCAGCAAGACAUUUCAUAAACAUUCUGUUUCAAAUUGUGGAAAUAUUUGGACAACAGGGUGCUAAUAUGCUAACCUGCUUUCAUUUUAACAAAAUUAACUGUGAAACCUAUUAUAAAAUAAACUGGAUCUGUGUUACUGUA
Molecule: messenger RNA, 3868 nt
Organism: Anguilla anguilla (European eel)
Lineage: Eukaryota; Metazoa; Chordata; Actinopteri; Anguilliformes; Anguillidae
Gene: exoc3l4
Product: exocyst complex component 3-like 4
Exons: 14
Coding region: 269-2695 (808 amino acids)
Biological process (GO): exocytosis; exocyst localization
Cellular component (GO): exocyst
Molecular function (GO): SNARE binding
Source: RefSeq, a predicted model, not a curated record